Molecule: messenger RNA, 6356 nt
Organism: Biomphalaria glabrata
Lineage: Eukaryota; Metazoa; Mollusca; Gastropoda; Planorbidae
Product: rho GTPase-activating protein 21-like
Exons: 24
Coding region: 88-5916 (1942 amino acids)
Biological process (GO): signal transduction
Molecular function (GO): protein binding
Source: RefSeq, a predicted model, not a curated record
UACUAGACGUCUAGAUCUAGACUGGAUAUCUAUCUAUAUAGUCUAGUCACAUCACUAUGACCUAACUAGUACUUUGAGUAACAUGCCAUGGAAUCGAAGGUCAAGGAGUCCAGACUAAGUGGAAGUGAUUCCUUGUUGGACUGGACUGGACCUCACACCAUUUUUAUACCUCGAGGAGCUGAAGGGGGAUUUGGAUUUACACUCAGACACUUUGUGGUUUACCCACCCCAGUCUGUCCUUGAUAGUACAGAUGAACAGAACACUAGCUCUAAAACUAAAGGUCCCUAUCCCCGACUUUGUAGAGAGUGGAGUCUAGAACCUCAGGACACAAUAUUCGUCAAGAGUGUGAAGGAAGCAAGUCCAGCUUACUAUGCCGGUCUAAAUACUGGUGACCGCAUCAUUGCUGUGAAUGGUGAUUCUAUUUCUGGCAAAUCUUACAGAGAUGUCAUAGCAGCCAUCCAUCACAGUGGCAGUACAUUGAAGUUGCUUGUAGUCCCUAAAGAUGAAGAUAUACUACAAAUGGCCUACCAAUCCCAAACUGGGGACUCAAUGUACUCCAGCACUAGUUCACUUGCUGAUAGCAGGCUGUCCAGUCAUAGCCAAAAUUUAAAUGUGGCCUCAUCUGUUGGCGACCUGAGGACUGAUGGUCAAGCAGGUCAUAACAAGGUCAAGGAUUUUGUUUAUCAUCAAACAAGUGCCCAGUCCAAGGAAACAAGUCCAGCCAUGACCACUAAUGUUACUUGCAGCAUUCAAGGAAAAUCAAAAUACUCUUUUGGCCUUUACUUUCCCCCAAAAUCUGGCGCAGCAAUGAAUGAGCCUGGCACCAUGGGAGUGUCUGAGAGCAACUAUGACGAAACAUCUGCCAGUCAUGGUGUCAGAAAGCCUGUGGUUAGUUACAGGAAAACUUCCCUGGAUGAGAGUGCUGCUUUGUCAGCCUCAGCCAAAUCCAGAGAGUACUUCAUCAGGUAUUCAUCAGACAAGGCAGCUAGUGAUCAGCGUCAUCGCUACUCUCCUCGGCAUUCUGCAUAUGAAAGAUAUUCUUGUGAUAACACUAAACCUACCUAUAUAAUAUCUCGUUCCCAAACUGUGUCUGCCAUUUCCCCCAGCCAGGACUCCAAUAAACAAUAUACUUCGGAGAGUGGCAGCUCUGACAGUGUGGAUCAAAGAGGUGUUGGAGUUAGUGUGUACAGUGGUGGCUCUCACCAGUCAGACUCUAAUAGUGGAUCUCAAACUAUUGUUGUACAUAUACCUGUGGAGCAGCACAAAGUCACUAGAGUGUCAGAGCCCUUGCGGCCGAGUUAUGGCACAACGUUUGCACUGACUCGAUCUCCCAACACUACGCACAUUGAGAUACAAAAGUCUAUUGUGAAGCCAAUAGUGUCUCAGCGGAAGUUUCAGUUUGAAAGUGGCAGGAAUGAAAACACUCCACCUGUGCUCCCUUCGGGGCACAACAGGUACAAAACAGAAAUUGAAAAGAUAAGAACUCAACCCAAAUUUUCUAGCAUUGCCAUGAGAAAGGCAAGUUUUGAACAAUCUCCUGACCGUGACCCGCCAGGUUAUGAGGAUGAAAAUCCAGAAGAUAGAACAGGGCCAUCCGUGGAGACAGCCCAGCCAACUAUUAAGGUCCGAAAGAUGUCCUCUGAACCCUUUAAUGUCAGUCCUCAUCCAAUAGACCGGUGUACUGUGCCCAGCAAUAUUCCAAUUCGAAUUUACAUGACUCCAAGUGGUAGCAGUGUGGACAUUUACACUCUGGACAAUUCUAAAAAUAGACUAAGUCAAGAGUUAAGUCACACUCUCAAGUCAUCUCCUGAGGUCUUCCAGUACUCUCCAUCAGCCAGCUUGUCUGGACCUACAGGGUGUGAGACUGGUACUAGCGGCUUGGCGGACUCUGGCGUCUGGGUCAAGAGCUACCACAGCAGUUCAGACAUGGUGGAUAGUGUGGACAGUUCUGGUGACCAUGGCAACAUGCCCGUGGUUACUGCAGCUGAGUCAGAGGUGAAUCAAAUAUCUCGACCAGCAAGAAAAAGUUCCUACCUGUCAGCUGUGAAUGCUCCUCGUAGUUCAAGUCCUAAAUCUGAAUCUCCCUCUGGUGUGGACAGUCGUACUAGUGUUGUGCAAGGACCUCCAAGUCAUGUGGCGCAGUCUCAAACUUUAGCCACCCCUGAGAGCUCCGUGGUUAAUGCCAACCCACCACGUAUCUUUGUCCAGGCCAAUUACAUGACAGAUAAUCAAUCCAUGUCUUCUAUGGGCUCUAGUCACAGUCUGAGUUCUUUGUCCAGUGGAAGUCUUCCAGUGGUAUCUUCAGUGAUCUCCAGCAAUGAUGGAACAAAUUUAAAUGUACCAAUGAGGAAAAAGUUACCAGCAGAAUCCAUUGAAGAUCAAGCCAGCAAACUGCACAGAAGAACGUCUUACUUGAUGGCUACAGCAAGGGACAGAACUAAUGUUGUGCCAAUAGAGAAAGCUUUUUCUCCCCCACAGUUGGUCACAGACCACCGAAUUCAACCUAGUGUGGGAUCUUCAGCUGGAGUUUCUCCAGGUGGAGUCUCUUCCACUGGUGGCUCAUUAACUGGGAGCUCUUCAAGUGGAAGUCCUGUUACUGGGGUCUCUGCCAUCAAACAUCAAAAUUCUAUUAAGUUAAAUAAAUUUUUUGGUGAAAAUAUUCCCAGCAUUGCUGAGAGUAUGGAAGUAAAAGUUAGUGAGCAAGAAGAAGUUCCUGAAGUGAUCCGUAAAGGUCCUCUUACCUGUAAAGUAUCCGUCAUUGAGGGCAAGAAAUGCAGUGACAGAAGCUGGAAGUCAGUGUAUGCUAUAUUACGCCAGACUGAGAUGCUUCUGAUGAGAGAGAAAGAAGGCAACACUACCCUUCAUGAAGACCAUCAUAUCCCUCUGAAGUCUUGUAUGGUGGAGUCAGCUAGAGACUAUGCUAAAAAGAAAAAGAAUGUUUUUCGACUGAGCACCUUCAAUGAGUGUGAGUAUUUAUUUCAAACAGAGGAUCGUGGAACAAUGCUGUGCUGGAUUCAAGCUAUCAAGUCAAUCAAUGAACCAGAGAAAGCUGAAAAGAUGGAAGAAAUGAUUGCUUCAGAAAGGGAGAAAACUCUCCAGACUAAUAUAGAAGCAGGUAGCAGCAAGAUGUCUCCACAAAUGGGUCAGAAAGUCAAGAAACUCUCAGCGCUGUCUUUCAAGUCUAAGCUGACCUCAUCACCCAGUAUGAGGCGAAAAAAAUCCAAUGCUUCAGAGAAAGAUAAAGAUGAAAGUUUGAAAAAAGGCUGGAAAGGGAGGCUACCCAUGAUGAAAAGUUUAAAGAAACACAAUGAGGAGCCUAGUUUGAGUUCUUUGACAGAACAGGAAGUAGACAAUGAUAAGAUGCAGUUUGGUGUGCACCUAGAGGAUUGUUUCCCUUCCCCUCAUAAUGAAUUUGUGCCUCUGAUUGUUGAAUUAUGUACCAGAAUAGUUGAAGCUCGUGGAUUAGAAGUUGUAGGAGUUUAUCGAGUUCCUGGUAACUCUGCUGCAGUCAACGCCCUUACAGAGGAAUUCAACAGAGGCAUUGACACUGUCAACAUUGACAAUGAAAAACUAUUGGACAUCAAUGUAAUCAGCAGUCUUCUGAAAUCAUUUUUUAGGAAACUACCAGAGCCGCUGAUACCAGCAGAUAUGUAUGAUGCCUUCAUUGAAGCUAACCGUUAUCCAGAUGAGGACAAGAGGAAAUUAAAAAUCAAGCGCCUCCUCCACUUACUUCCCCAACACAAUAAUGAAACAUUUAAACAUAUGGCAGAACACUUAAAUAAAGUAGCGUCUUAUGGAAAUAUCAAUAAAAUGGACGCCAAAAAUCUGGCCAUUAUGUUUGGACCAACACUUAUUCGUAAGAAAGGGGAUGACACAGUUUCAUUGGUAACAGAUAUGUCAGAUCAAUGUCGCAUUGUUGAAAGCAUUAUACUACAUCAUGAAUGGUUCUUCAGUGCCUGGGAUCAAGACAACUAUAUCCCAAUGUUCACCACAGUAGAAACAGUGAAUGUGGAUGAUGGUCAAUCAGUACUCAAAGAUGAUGAUGAAGAGGCGGACUCAGCAAUCAGUGCUAAACAAAUCAUCUCUUCAAUAGUUGGUGCCGCUAGCAGGAAACUCAGAAAUCAACAAGCUCAAAGCAACGACUCCCUGGACAUGGUGGACACUUGUAGCCUGGCCACUACCAGUUCCACAACCUUCAACUUGGACUCAACGUCUCGAACUAAAUCCCUUUCUUCCAUUGCUUCCUCACGCAGUGCCUCAGAAGAAUAUUUGGAACGCAAGUCUUCCAGUCGGCAAAUGGAUAUCAGGAAAGCUGCUCCCAUUGCCAACUCAGAGCCAGAUUUAAUGGAGUUUGAAUACGCUGAUGCUACAAGUCCAACCUCGUUAAAUUUCUCCAGACAUUUCUCAGAUGAUUCUUUAACAGAUAAAAAUGACGAGUUGGAAAUUUCUCAUGGUCUUCCUAGCAGCUUGAGUCGAGAUGCUAUCCAUCAAACUUUAAAGAGAAUUGGCAAUGAUGUCAGCACUCUCCUUCACACAUUUGAACAGAAGCAGCUGAAAGACAGAGAGAGACGUCGCUGGCAACAAGAGAUGAUCGAGAGGGAACAUCUCCGAACUCAGCUGGAACUUGAGCAGGAGGAGAAUCAUAGUGUGGAGGACUGGCUAGCCUGGAAAGGAUCCCUCCCUGUAUCUCGUAUGCCAGAUCUGGUGUCCAGCUCCUAUCUUGGACCAACAUACCCUUAUGAGGAAACUAAAUUUAAGUCUAGUGCUGAAAGUAAAAUUGAGACCAAAAGAGUAGCUCCUCAGUCACUAAGUUUGGCUCCUCAACAAAAUCAAAUCACCAGAGUAGGCUCCCAUGAAGACAUUUUAUCUCAAACUAAAUUUCAGAAAUAUGAUGCCGGUCACUCUGUGACCUUGAGAGGUCAGAUCAAACAUAAACCUCCAGAAAACGUGAACAAGUCAUUUCAGACUUCGACUGGGAUUGACAAAAUCUCCAAUCGUCCAUCUUCUGUAAGAACUAGUUCUAACCGGCGCCAUGGUUCACUGGACUCACUUAUUGACAUGAUAGAGAAGCAAGAGAAACGAGCCUCCUGGGCUUCAACUGAUUCUGAGGAUGGUUCAGAUUUACUGACUAGCAUUACUACUACCUUUGACCAGAAACUGCAGAUUCUACUGAACCCAAAGUACAAACUCACUGGACGUAAGACUGACCCAUUCAACGCUGACCAUCCCAAAGAGAUCUCUGUUAAUUCAAGUGACUCUCAGAAAUCUAGAAACUCAAGUACAAGUUACUCAUUUCUAGAUUCCACUGAGAAAUCUUUUCGAGAUCCAAGCCUUCACCGUUCAGCUAAAUCAGACCCUAAAAUAGGAAUUGCUUCUCGUUUUGAAAGAAAUGACUCAUCUCGAGUUUCACCUGUUUCAAUGAUUCUGUCUGAGACUUCGAAUUUGACCCAGCCGAAGAAAAAUCAGUUCCCAGAUUUUAAAUCUUUUCUAACCCAGUCUCAUGGCACAGAUCAACAAGUUCCUGUAGUGCUGACUCAGCCCAAAAAACUAGACACGAGCCCAAGGUCUACUGGGGUGAAAAAAAUAGAGGUUAAAUCUCAAACUUCCAGCUCACCUCGACAAGAAAUAAUUAACACUCUAACAAACAAAAACACUUAUCACCUUGACAACAAGGAAAAUAGGAAAAGUCACAAACGUCGACGCCACACUGUUGGUGGAAUGGAAGAUUUCGACCACAUGGUGGCGUUGACUAGAGCUUGUGCAGACAUUAGUCAGCAAAGGUUGUCUGCUUGGGAACAGCUGCGGCCUGCUGUCAAGGAGGAUAUGCCUCCAGGAGACAUGCAGACUUGGAUCCACAAGGAACGACUACGAGGCAGUACUCCAGAUUUGUCAUUGUCGUCAAGUACUGGCAAUUGACAUUGCUAGUGAUGUUUUCAGAUGUCAGCUGUUACUAUUUCAGCACUGACUAAGGACACCCCUGUUUAUUGCUUCAUCCGAUUUGCUUUUUCUUUCACAUUGAGACAAAUAAUUGUGCAUAGAUACUUGGCUUGCCCAAACUGACCAUUGUUGAUUCAGCUGCUAGUCUUGCCUUGAUGAGUUUGUUGCUAAUAUUCACUCACUGAGUUGUGUCUAGGCUUAUCAUAGUGGACUCUGUACAUAAAACACUGACCUAAAGAUGACUUUGUUAUCCCAAUGUUCAGCUUCUGUUGGUUGUAAUUGUUUAUGGUGUAGAUAAUGUUUCUGCUUUCUUCCUGUUUUUUUUGUAAAGUAAUUAUUUGAGAAAGAUUUAGAGAUUUGCAUCUUCAACAAGAUAAUUCUAUAAUUAUAAUUUAAAUAAUAAAAAGCAUGACUUUGAA